AAAUGGGGGAUUCUUCAUUUAAGUCCGGAUUCAAGACUGGUUUCGGAUCUGCUUUCCUUCAAUUCGCCCUGGAAAGAGUGGCAAGUCUCGGGUCUUUUGCCUGGAAAGAGAUAGGCCUGAUCAUGGGGUUUGAGGAUGAGCUCCGAAAGCUGGAGAGGACAUACCUGAAAAUCCAGGACCUGGUGGAUCAUAUGGAGACAAGUCCAUUGAGAUUCUCUGGAGGCAGCAGGGCAUGGCAGAUCUGGUUUGAAGAUCUUCAAAAGCUUGCUUACGACGCCGACGCCCUUCUUGAUCGUGUCUCUUUCGAUCUCUCCAUGUACCGCAGGCAACACUCCAUCAAUGGCGAUCAAGAAACUCACCAGGCACUUCCCAUGAUUCUUAAAUCAUUGAAACUUUAUGUUCCUCAUGAAGUCAACGGUAUGCAGAGGAAGCUGGAGGCUCUUGCCGAGGAAGUUAAAAGUCUUCUCGAUAUUGAGACAGUGAAAAAGGGCAUUUGGACGUGUAAAAAGAUCGAUAGGCAUUGCUCGGACACGUCUAGUAUGAUGGUGGACAAAUUAGCCGUUGUCGGAAGGCGGGAGGACAGAGACAAUGUCCUUCGAUUGCUUGGCGACGAUGGAAUUGCUCUUUCUGUGAUCGCACUUGUCGGCAUGGGUGGCGUCGGGAAGACGGCACUUGCUCAGCUUGUGUUCGAUCACUUGGAGGCGGCUGCGGAUUUCGAGCUGAUUGUUUGGGUUUCGGUUUCGGUGGACUUUGAUGUGCGAAGGAUAACGAAGUUGAUUAUUGAAUCUGCUACUAAGCAAAGUUUCCAUGUAUUUGAAUUGGAUUCGUUGCAGCGCAAGCUUCUCCAAAUACUUCUUUCGAGUGGGAAGCUUUUGCUGGUUCUCGAUGAUUAUUGGAACGAGAAUGUUGAUGAUUGGGAGGUCUUGUCUGCGCCGUUUAGGUAUGCCGCGAAAGGGAGUAAAGUUAUUGUGACUACUCGAAGCAGUAUCGUUUCGAGGAUUGUUGGUUCGACAGAAGCAUAUAAUGUGAAGCCUUUAUCCGAUGAUGAUUGUUGGAGCUUGAUGAAACUAAGGGCUUCUUUCAAAAUAGAAGCGAAUGGAUUGCUCGAAUCAUUAGGAAAGGAAAUUGCAAAGAAGUGCAAAGGUUUACCUUUAGCGGCAAAGGUACUCGGCAGCCUAUUGCAGUGUAAAUAUACGGACAAUGAGUUGCUGCGGAUAGCAAAUAGCGAUAUGUGGGAUUCGUCGCAAGAUGAAAACGGCGUACUCACUUCUUUAAUGUUGAGCUAUCAACAUCUUCCCAUGCAUCUUAAAAAAUGCUUCACGUAUUGCUCGAUCUUCCCCCAAAACCAUGAGUUUGAAGUCGAGGAUUUGGUUCUCUUGUGGAUGGCUGAAGGUUUUAUUCGGCCUCAAGCCGAGAGGAGAUUGGAGGACAUAGGGCAUGAUUAUUUCAACGAUCUAUACAUGAGAUCUUUCUUUCAACGAGGUACAAGCUCUUCAAACCGUAUUAUAUACACAAUGCACGGCCUCAUUCACGACUUGGCUCGUUUAGUUUCUACCAACGUGUGUUUUCAAGUGGAGCAUAAUGCGGAAUUCUAUCCGUUGUUUGGAAAUGCUUGCCACUUGUCUUUGCAUCAUCGUGCCGCGCAGGCGUUGACUUUAAGCGCAAGCAUAAGGAACGAGAGGUUGCGCACGUUUAUGGUGGUUUGUAAGCGCGGUUCUCCUAGGGGACUAAUUGAUCCGGAGCUCUUUCACAGCUUGAAAUUUCUAAGGGUAUUGUACUUGUGCGAUAUUGGUCUCAAUAAGCUACCCGACACUGUCGACCAGUUGGUGUAUCUUCGGUAUCUGAAUUUGUGUGGAAAUCGGAUCGAGUAUUUGCCGAGAUCCUUAUGCGAACUCGCGGCAUUGCAGACGCUUCUUAUUUGCAACUGCCCUACGCUUCUUGAGUUGCCGAAAGACUUGAAGAAUCUUUCCGACCUCAGGCAUCUUAUGUUCAACGUUGUAGGCCGACUAAGAUUCAUGCCCCCGGAAUUCGGAAAGUUAACGAAUCUUCAAACUCUAUCGGCAUUUAUUGUGAGGAGAAUGAAGGGACACGGCAUCGAAGAGUUGGAAAAUAUGAAUUCACUCAGGGGAACACUAUGCGUCAAGAAUAUUGACAAAGUUCAAGAAGUAACGGACGCCGGCAAUGCAAAGAUGAAUAUGAAGGAACACUUGAACAAGCUCGAACUGCUUUGGGGACCGGUCGAAGAUGGCAUCGAUCCGCAAGAUAAAGAUCGAAAGUUGGAGCAACAACUACAUGUGUUGAAUCAGCUCGAACCUCAUCGAAACCUGAAAGAAUUGGAGAUUAAAUAUUACAGCGGCGUCAAAUGCCCCGACUGGCUAAGCGAUCCAUGGCGGAAGUUCACGAGAAUUCACUUACAGGGACUUGGUUACUGUAAAUCGCUACCAUCUUUGGGGCGACUACCAUUCCUCAAGUCUCUUUGUAUAAAAGAUAUGAAUGCUUUGGAGCAUAUCGGCCAGAGCUUUUACGGCGAUGGAAAUGAGAAAUUUCCGUCGCUGAUUUCUUUAGAAGUCUAUCGGAUGAGCGAGUUGAUUCAUUGGAUGGUACCGAAUGGAAUUAUUUGCAUGCUUCGUCUUACGACUCUAAGAAUCGAAGAUUGCCCGAAACUAACUAGUUUGCCGGCGAGAUUUCAGUCGGUCCCGGACUCGAACAUUCUCGGUUGUCCUCUACUGUGAGGCCACAUUAUAAUUACUUAGUAAAUACACUGUUCAAUACAUACUGUUUAUAAUUAUUUGGUGUGUUUGUUUGGGGGUUUGGAUUUUAAGUUGAGAUUUGAAUAGUAAAAGUUUUGAAUUUGAAUGGUUGUAUGAUUGUGAUAUAAAUAGGUGUUGAUGUGAUGUUUUGAAUGUAAAAUUGAUUUUCAGUAUAAUAUAAAAAAUAAAAAAUAGGUGUUUGAUUUGAUUUUUUGAGGAAAAAAUUUUGGAUGAAUAGUGAAAUUUUGUCUAAAUCU
This is a messenger RNA of Andrographis paniculata, 3007 nucleotides long. RefSeq names its product putative disease resistance RPP13-like protein 1. Gene Ontology annotation, molecular function: ADP binding. Gene Ontology annotation, biological process: defense response to other organism. NCBI's taxonomy places the organism in Eukaryota, Viridiplantae, Streptophyta, Magnoliopsida, Lamiales, Acanthaceae. The record is from RefSeq and is a predicted model, not a curated record. The transcript has a single exon. Bases 3 to 2732 code for a protein of 909 amino acids.